Molecule: messenger RNA, 2227 nt
Organism: Drosophila mauritiana
Lineage: Eukaryota; Metazoa; Arthropoda; Insecta; Diptera; Drosophilidae
Product: melanization protease 1-like
Exons: 4
Coding region: 1367-2215 (282 amino acids)
Biological process (GO): proteolysis
Molecular function (GO): serine-type endopeptidase activity
Source: RefSeq, a predicted model, not a curated record
CAGGCAUGGAAGGCCCUUAAAAGCCAGCGACAAGCGAGCGACCAAGAAGUGAAAGAUUUGCGCAGUGAGAUAGCUCAUUUUGGAUCCGAGCCGGGUCUGGGCCAGUUCUUCGUUUGUUACCUUGGCUAAUCGGCGGCUAUGUAAGAUGGUUGUUGUACGUGCGGCGACACAGUCGCAGCCUCAGCCCAAAGUCAAGACCACGAACGUGUUGUUGCUGCUCGAUGUUGCCGAUGUUGACACCAGCAACAACAGCAGCAACAUCAGCCACAUCAGUCCUCGGUCCUCAGCCUCAGUCGACCACAGCCGCAUUCCGAGAUGUAAGGAUUCCUGCAGCUCCAGAGGCCGCCCCACUGGCAGCGGGCCCGGCAAGGUCAAUAAAUCCAGAAAUCCAGAUCCACUCCCGAUUAGUGAUGGCUAGGGUAUUACUGCCCAUGCCCAGCUACACUCAUGAAAGUCCAUAACUAUGGGUAUAUGUGUAAGGUAGAAGGGGGAUUCACCCUUUCUUCAUGAAAUAUGAUUGAUUUUGACUUCUAUCAAACGAAUAUUAUUCUUGAAAAGUAAAAUCAAGAAAUACAAACAAUUACAUGCCGUUUGGACAACAUCGCACCAUUUUUGGUCGUGAGCAACGCUUUAGAACAAAGCCAUAAAAUCGCAAUUUAUAAAACCAACGCUGGAUUUUGCCCGCUUGUCACACACUUUGAAUCCAAACAAAGCACUCAUAAUUAGAUGAAAAUUAAUAUCGUAUCGUGUCUUUCGCCUGGGUUCGAAGUUCGAGCAUUCCAAUACGAAUAUUCAAAUUCCAAUGCUAUUCAUUUAUUGCGGCUCAUUUGCUUAUUUCAAAUGAAAAUGAUUAGUUCAGCCGUUGUUUUUGUAGCUAAUAUCCCUCCUCUCGGUUUCUCUGUUUUUCUGACUGUGUGCAGUCGGAUUUUCGAACUGGAACCGGUUCUGGCACCACUUACCAAAGCUUCAACCUGGCCAGCGAGAAAUCGGGAGAGAGAGAUCGGAGUACGAGAUGCUGGCGAGCCAAACCCACACACCAACCGAUCUUACCUCUCUUCGUGGGCAUACGAAUCUCCGAAGAAUCGGUGGCUCAGCAUCAACACACGCGAGGAGAAAUAGGGGGAAUUCUUGGAAAUUGUGGGGUCACAUUUCCCCUCUUUCGAUCGCCAGCGAAAUUCCUCGCAAUUAUAACCAACAAAAAUUCUUAAUAGAUUGUGCAUCAUUUAGUAUUCCAUUUAAAAUUGAUAAUUAGAAUGGAAAUACCGCGUGCCGAAUAUAUUGUGUUAAUUACAUUUUGGGCCCCUUAUCGCCUCGUUCGUAUAAAACACAAAUUUUGGACCGCCAAUCUCUUAGUACGGGAUUCGAGAUGAAGAUCGCCGCAGCUGUGAUUAUCCUGCUCACUGGGAUUGCAUUUGGAAAUGGACAAUAUCCUGUGUCAUUCCUGGAACCAAAUUGCGGAGUUUCGAUUUCGAAUUAUGGCAAUGGUAAUGCGGUUCCCAUGAUUGUCAAUGGCCGGCCGGCUGAUAUGUUUGCUAAUCCAUGGAUGGCAUUGGUAUACGGUAACGGAACUAUGUGCGGUGGAUCCCUCAUCACGAACCGAUUUGUUCUUAGUGCUGCGCACUGCGUAUCUGAUGACCCCACGGACAUAUACCUAGGCGAGUUCGACAGGUCAACCGACACGGAUUGUUCCACUACUGCCUGCAUGCCGAAAGCCAUUAAAAUUGCGGUCGAUGCGUAUAUAAAACACCCCCUUUAUGUGCAAGCCACCCAAAACGACAUAGCCCUGUUCCGACUGGCCACCAAGGUGGAAUUCACUGACUACGUAAAGCCAAUCUGCCUGCUGACCAACUACAAUCUCUUAAACUACGUUACCACUCUGACUGCCACUGGAUGGGGCGACACAGAGCAGGGAGUGCCUAGCCAAGUCCUAAAGACAACAACCCUUACCCAAGUGCAUCGCUCCUACUGCUCGAGACAGUUUGGAACCCGAGUGGAUUGGUCUCACAUCUGUGCCUGGGACUACACUUCAUCCACGUGCAGUGGCGAUUCGGGUGGCCCAAUAUCCGCUAAAAUAACAAUUGAUGGUAUGGCCCGAGUCGUUCAGUUCGGUAUAGUCAGUUAUGGAGACGAACAAUGUAGGUCCCUGGGGGUCUAUACGAACGUUUUGCACCAUAUGAACUUUAUCAUUAAUGCCGUGCGACUUAAAGAUUGUUAGGUCUCGGAUAAA